ACUCUGCCAUAAUUAACUCCCGAUUCGUACUCUACACAAUCAAAUAUCUGUCAACAAUUCAAUCCUGGUUCUUGAACUGAUUUUCGUUACAGCCGGAUGGGACAGAUCUGUUUCACUUUGUUCAUGGACAUCAAACAUGGACUGAAUACCUAACACACAUGGAACAAGAUGGCACUUGGGGUGAUCACGUGAUUCUGUAUGCCGCAGCAAACAGCUAUAAAACAUGCAUUCGUGUGGUCAGCAAUCUAUCCCAUAGCAAUGAUGUAAUCAUUACGCCGCAUUGUCCAGUUGACGAAAGCAAACCACUUGUGCUUGGACAUAUUGAUGAGUUGCAUUAUGUCAGCCUUCAACCCAUCCAAGCAUUCAGAACAGCGGACCAUGCCAAGCCUCAAGAAACUCAUAAAGGAGCUACGCCAGGAAAUCCCCGAGAGGAAGACAAGUCACUUGAGGUGGAAGAAGUCAGCAGAUCAACUGAUCAAGAUGAUGAACAACUGGAGGAGGCUGCUGGAAAUGAGAAUGGAGGAAAGACUGUCAUUAGGAGAGGUAAAAUUGCAGGUGAGUCGGAGACCUGGAAUCUUGCCGAAGCUGGUGCCUCCAUCACAUUUAGCCUUGGGACGAUAGCAAAUUCCUUGGCCGUGACAUGUUCAUUAUGGAGCUCUGAAGCCAUCUCUCUACCCAUUGGUAAGGAUGAGAUCUUGGUAAGCAAUGUUAUUGAGCUGUCUCACGAUGGCCCACCUGAUCUUGAGUUCAUGGAGACUGCUCCAGGAAGAAUAAAUGUAGGUCUGUCGCACGGUGCCUCCAACCUCAAUGGAUACGAGGUGGUUGUCAAGCAGUUGGUUGACCCAGAAUAUAACGAGUGGAAGGACUUGGAGACAACAACCAUUUGGCAUAUGUCAGUGAAUCCAACCGUUCCCAAUUGGAUGUUCCCUUUCGCUGAAGCUACUUGCACGAAGACAUGGUUUUCCUCAUAUGCGGUAGUCUGGCGCCUCAAAUCUUUUGUCUUUCCUAAGCUGACGUCUGUAACCCCCGAGCUCAUCUGUUCAGUGCCAGACUAUCCAAAUGUUAGUGUUACGAUUCCACGGAACUCGUUGCCUACCGAUACAGAUUUUUGUUUGACUUUAAAGGUGCAAGAAACGCCAAGGAUUAACCACGACGUAGAAGAAAUGUUUGUUGGUCCGAUUCUUCACAUUUCGUGUUCGCGUAAUGUGAAGCUGUCGGAGUUCGUGAAAAUCAGCGUCCCGCUGGCACUCAACGAUGGCGAAAGAGAACCAGUGGAACUGCAAUCAGGUCAUUUGAGGAUACUACAUUUCAAAUCAAGCGAAAAUUCACAAGAAUGGACUGAUAUCACAGAUCAUUUGGAGAUGCCUGUAGUCCUCAGAGAUGGAAUAGCGACGUUUCAAGUCAAAGCUUUCUGCCGGUUUUGGCCCUGGUUGCUGAAGACAUCAAGCGUUCCAUGGCAAUAUGUCUCUUGCUUUCACGACAGAGUAAUGAAACAACGAGCUGGCUUUUUAGUUUCCCUGUGCGAUGAUGCAUUACCCUCGAGAAAAUUGCUGAUUUUCUCUUGUUUCCCGCAGCAUUUAAGAUUCAAAGAGAGUUACGAUAUAUCCUCGACACAUACUGUGAGUAUGCAGGGAUAUGUCACUUCUCCGAUACCUCUGUCUUACGAAGAAGAGACAUUUGUGUCUCUUUCAGAUGGAUUUGAGGUACGCGAAGAAGGGAGAACGGAGGACAUUGUCUUAAGGUUUCUUGGUCAUGAACCAUUUCGGCUGAGUGUACCUGUUCGCAUUGGAGAUAGUAGUAAUCUGCGAGUCAAGUUCAAGUCCUCCGUGUCCAUAAUUCCUAGAUCUUCAGCAACGGCUCCUGUUCCUGCGAUCCAUGACUUUAAAGAAGGAAAUGCCCGAGAGGAAGACAAGUCACUUGAGGUGGAAGAAGUUGUCAGCAGAUCAACUGAUCAAGAUGAUGAACAACUGGAGGAGGCUGCUGGAAAUGAGAAUGGAGGAAAGACUGUCAUUCGGAGAGGUAAAAUUGCGGGCGAGUGCCAGACCUGGAAUUUUGCAGAAGUGGGUGCAUCCAUCACAUUUAAACUUGGGACGAUCGCAAAAUCUUUGGCCGUGACAUGCUCAUUAUGGAGCCCUGAAGCCCUCUCUCUACCCAUUGGUAAGGAUGAGCUCUUGGUAAGCAAUGUGAUUGAGCUGUCUCACGAUGGCGCACCUGAUCUGGAGUUCAUGGAGAAUGUUCCAGGAAGAAUAAAUGUAGCUCUGUCGCACAGUGCCUUCAACCUCAAAGGAUACGAGGUGGUUAUCAAGCAAUUGGUUGACCCAGAAUAUAACGAGUGGAAGGAUUUAGAGACAACAAACAUUUGGCAUACGUCAGUGAGUGCAAUCGUUCCCAAUUGGAUGUUCCCUUUUGCUGAAGCUACUUGCACCAAAAGGUGGUUUUCCUCAUUUGCGGUUAUCUGGCGUCUCCAAUCUUUUGUCUUCCCUAAGCUGACAUCUGUGACCACUGACUUUAUCUGUUCAGUGCCAGACUAUUCAAAUGUUAGUGUUGCGAUUCCAUGGAAUUCUUUGCCUGCCGAUGCAGACUUUUGUUUGACUUUAAAGGUGCAAGAAGCGCCAAGGAUUGACCGCGACGUAGAAGGAAUGUUUGUCGGUCCGAUUCUUCACAUUUCGUGUUCACAUGAUGUGAAGCUGUCGGAGCCAGCGAAAAUCAGCGUCCCGCUGGCACUCACCAACAGUGAAAAAGAACCAGUGGACCUGCAGUCAGGUCAGUUGAGGAUACUACAUUUCAAAUCAAGAGAAAAUUCGCAAGAAUGGACUGAUAUCACAGAUCAUUUGGAGAUGCCUGUGGUCCUCAGAGAUGGAAUAGUGACGUUUCAAGUCAAAGCUUUCUGCCGGUUUUGGCCCUGGUUGCUGAGAACGGCCAGUGUUCCAUGGAACUAUGUCUCUUUUCUUUACAAUAGAACCAUGAAACGACGAGCUGGCUUUUUAGCUUGCCUGUGCGAUGAUGCAGUACCCUCAAGAAACUCGCUGAUUUUUUCUUGUUUCCCGCAGCAUCUAAUGUUCACAGAGGUUAAGGAUAUAUCCUCACUGCAUACUGUGAGUAUGCAAGGAUAUGGAACCUCAUGGGUACCUCUGUCUAACGAAGAUAAGAUAUUUGUGUCUCUUUCAGAGGGGUUUGAGGUACGCGAACAAGAGAGUACGGAGGGCAUCGUCUUAACGUUUCUUGAUCAGGAACCAUUUCGGCUGUGUGUACGUGUUAGCAUUGGAGACAAGAGUAAUCUGCAAGUCAAGUUCUGCAAAGAGCGAGAGAAAUCAGGAGUGAUAUGUGCAGUGCCCAUAAUUCCCAGAUCUGCAGCAACGGCUUCUGUUCCUGCGACCCUUGACUUUGAAGAGGGAAAUGGUAUGUCCGCCCAAAUUGCGCAACAGUCAGGCGUAAAGCGUCCAAAUGUAGAAUCGUGGUCAGGAAGCCCUGAUGCAGCUAAGAAAAGAAAACGCUCGUGUGUUGAGAUUGAGAAUGCCCACUAUAUGGUUAAGGAUGGUAAUCCAUCAGAAUACGAGUUAGAAGUGCUGUCUCUGGAACUUGGAGAAAAAUGGGAGGAAUUAGGACGACGCCUGGGAUUCAAACAAGCCGAAAUAAUUAGCUUUUAUGGAGACAACAGGGGGCUGUCAAGGAGGGCUUAUCUUAUGUUAUUGGCUUGGAAACAAAAAGAAGGCUCGAAAGCCACUUACGCAUUUUUGAACGAUGUUUUGUGUCAUAAUUUGGUGAAACGUAAAGAUCUCGGAGAACAGUUUUGUUGUGAUAAGAUUGUAGAUAAUGCCUCUCCUUACUAUUCUAUUAUAAACUAGACGCAAAGCUGCGUGAACUCGGGCUUUCAAUAUCGCACAUCUGCAGUUAUCUUUAGGGGACUGCCAC
Messenger RNA from Stylophora pistillata, 3912 nucleotides. RefSeq lists its product as uncharacterized. Gene Ontology annotation, molecular function: protein binding. NCBI's taxonomy places the organism in Eukaryota, Metazoa, Cnidaria, Anthozoa, Scleractinia, Pocilloporidae. Gene Ontology annotation, biological process: signal transduction. The record is from RefSeq and is a predicted model, not a curated record.